Messenger RNA from Macrobrachium nipponense, 2900 nucleotides. Its product is annotated as ADP-ribosylhydrolase ARH3-like. Lineage: Eukaryota; Metazoa; Arthropoda; Malacostraca; Decapoda; Palaemonidae. The coding region runs from base 148 to 1209 and encodes 353 amino acids. The record is from RefSeq and is a predicted model, not a curated record. The transcript is spliced from 9 exons. Gene Ontology annotation, cellular component: mitochondrion; nucleus.
UUGAAAAUAUCAUGUAUUUGAUCAUGAUUUAUUUACUAAACGUUGUGGAUAUUUUUUUAGGAAGUUUGAGGGAAUAGGAACAUUUUCCUGGCAAGAAUAGAACGUAUUCUGCCUUCUGUAUACCUAGCUAUACUAGUGAUUUCUGCAAUGGCUGUUAUGGAAGCACUAGCUAGUAAAUUCCGUGGGUGCAUGGUUGGUGCAUUGAUGGGGGACUGUUUUGGAGCACCCUUCGAAGGAGAUAUAAACAUUUCUCGAUCAAUUCUUAAUUCGUAUUUCAAGAGGUUGUUAGAUCCUGAUUUAAAAGUUCCUUACAAGCAGUAUACAGAUGAUACCGCUAUGGCUAGAUGUGUUGCCCAGUCACUAAUAGACAGCAAAGGUUAUAAUGCUAAAGACAUGGCAAGAAAAUUUGUUAAAGAAUUCUAUGCCGAGCCAAACAGAGGAUAUGGUUCAAAUAUUGUGGAUGUUUUUGCAGCGUUGAGGGUCAACAAAUUCAGUGAUGUAUAUACACCAGCAGGAUUACAGUUUAGUGGUAGAGGAUCUUUUGGGAAUGGAGGUGCCAUGAGAAUAGCCCCAGUUGCUUUGUUUUGUUAUAACAAAGAUGAUGAGGAAGUAGUGAACACAGCCAAAGAUUCUGCAUUGCUUACUCAUGCGAGUAGAAUGGGAUAUAACGGAGCUAUUUUACAGUGCCUUGCCGUUCAUCUUGCUCUUCACACUCCUUUCGACAAACUUGAUACUGUCAAUUUUGUGGAAACAUUAAUUAGCAAAAUGAAGAAGGUGGAAACCCCAACAGAAGAUGACAUAUUCGAUGAAGGAGAAGAACCAUUUUUGUAUGUUAAAAAAUUGACCAAAGUUUUGGAAUUAAUGGAAAGAGGGUCAUGUGUAACAAAUGAACAAGUAGGGGAAGAAUUGGGAAUUCACAUUGCUGCCCAUCUCUCUGUUCCUACUGCAAUCUACUCCUUCAUCAGAGCUACAAAUCCUAUUUCAGGCGUUGAGACUGAUAAUCCCGUGCAGAGGACUCUUCACUAUGCAAUAAGCUUAGGUGGAGAUACCGAUACAAUUGCAUCUAUGGCUGGAAGUAUUGCGGGUGCCUACUAUGGUAUGGAAAAAGUUCCGGAGAAUCUUAAAAGGCACUGUGAAGCCUUAGCUGAUGCCAUCAAGCAAGCAGAUCAACUGUUCAGUCUUGUUGAAAGUGGAGCAUCAAAUUCUUGAGAUUUUAAGUUAAGACUAAAUUUUUAACUAGGAUUUAUUGGGGUAUGUAUAGUUUUCAUAAUACCACUGUUGUCCAUUGUUCAGAAAUCAUUUUCAAGUUACGUAUUUGUUCAAUUCAAUUCACCUAGGUCCCUCCAUAAAUAUAUAUGCUGAAUUUUUUUUUCAAGACUGUAGUAGCAUUUUACAUAAGUUAAAAUGUCUAGGAUUUUACAAUAUGGCCUGAACUUGUUUCGCAGUGCUUCAUCUUAAGCAGUAGAUAUACCAUUGAAAAUAUUUCACAUUGUUGAUUGAUUUUAUGCUCUGUUGACGUAUGCCAUUGAAAGUAUUUCACACUAUGUAUUGUGUGAUUUUAUCUAUGACCUAUUUUGAUUUGUGUGUGUGUGUGUGUGUGUGGGGUAGCAUGAAGUCUCCGGAACUGGCGGAUAUAAUUUGAUAAUUUGAGAAACUGCUCAAGAGUUCAUGCUUUGCUGUUAAGGAAACCAUCUCAACUUGAGAUGAUUUCUUCCCAAAGUUGAUUAUCUUGAGAAGGACGUCUAAUGAAUUCAUUUGCCAUGAAAUUCUGUUCUCCCAUUCUUGAGUUUUACUGCUGAAAAACAGUAAAAUAUUUGGUGAUUUAUACGCAUCAUAGCUGGCUACUUAGGUUGAGGUAUGGCCUUUAUGAGUGCUCUAGUUUGUCAUGAAAAACAGCAAGCCUAACUUGAAGCUAUGGUACUGUAGCUGAAAUAAGCCUUUAUUUUCCUUAUUUUUUUUAGGUCUGUGAAUUUCUUUAUUCAAUGCAUUUAAGUCAGUUUGAAAGUGAUUUUUAGAUAUUUAAGCUAAAAUAAGUAGUAUGUUAGUGCAUCAAGUGAUACCAAACAUUGUAUGGAUGACAGUUAGACCCAGACUUAGACCCAGAAAAUGGCCUUAAGAAUUACUUAACUUUUUUUUUUUUUAGUAGUAUAUGAGCCAAUCUUUCCCAUGUUGAAAUACUGAACAGAUUUCAAAUUGCAUUUGUAAUUGCAGUUUUGUUGAUAGUAAACACAAAGGCAAAAUAAACUGAUAAAUUAGUACAGGUAUUCAGUCCUGAGCCCUCCAGCUGUUUUGGGGUUUUGGUCCAGUGCAGUAAAAUAUGACUUUGAUAAUACCAUGUACUUAAAGUGAUGACCCAUAUAAGAUUUAAGACCUUUUAUUCUAAUAUUAUAAUAAUGUACGGUGAAGUACAAUGCCACAAGAGCAAAAAUGAAGGAAAACCACAAUUUAACAAGAAAUCUUUAUAUUGGUAAAGAUAAACAUACAAAUCCUUUUGCUGUUUACUCAACAAUUUUGCUUUCUCCCAGGAUAAGUAGACAUAAUUUUGUUGGAUUCAGUGUUUAUGCAGAAGGCCUUGCACAAUAUUUUUUAAGUGUACUGUUAUGGAAACAUUAUUUAAGGGAAACAAACCUCCGUGAAUUCUUCAGUUGAAUUAAUGAAGGUUAGUUUCAAUUUACUUAGCCUAGCAUUAAUUGCUUUACCACAACCAGAAUUUUUUUUACCACACAUCAAUUCUAAGGUAUUUAAAUGUAUAUAUACUUUUAUAUUAAUCUUUCUAUACAUUUGAGUGAGACAAAGUAAGAUUCAUGGCAUUUUUAGCGUGCCUGUAAGUAUUCCUAAUGUUUUAAGGUUUUCUGUAUAUAGUUUUGAGCAUACCAGUCAAUAAAGAGUACAAGUUUUAA